UCUCUAAUACAAAAGCUUCCUUUGGCAAUUCUCCUUAGCGAUCUUGAGUGUAGUAAGACUGAGCGAUCUUGAGUAUAGUAAGACUGACUUGUGUACUUAGUUUAAGAUUAAGGACGUGACACCAUAGAAGCAAAAUCGAGCACAACUAUAUAUUUGCUUCAUGUGUUAGUUGUCUGCUUCCGAUUCUAAGGCCAAUAAUAAAGAAGCUUAACUCAAAUUCACUAUUUAUCAUUUAAUUUCUCAUAUAUACCUGAUAUAGCAAUUCUAUUGCUAAAUUCAGCACUAUCGCACCGCCAUCGUCAGCUCCAAUAAGUGGUGCCAAAAGCUCAUUAGUAACAUACACGUAUGCGUAAUGCAUGCGGCGUUGUGCAUUUAUUUCAUCUCUUCAACAGCUUCCCUUAUUUGUCUCGUUUCAGAAACUACAGUCGUUUACUUGCACCUCCUUUCCACUUGUCGUAUAUAUAUCGUUCGAGUCUCCCCUAGAGCAAGGUGGGAAGUUCUUGGAGGGAAUGCCGGGAUCUAUUUGGAAACAGUCUCUCUACCCUAGGGUAGGGUAAGAAUUGAGGUUCAAUUGAAAUACUCUGCCCGUAAUUUCACAAUUAUCGACAAGGAUGGGGCUUUUGGAUCUCUUCAUCGCUGCAUCAAUGCCGGUCCUUAAAGUGCUUUUGAUUACGGCACUUGGAUUAGUACUUGCUCUGGAUCGUAUCGAUUUACUGGGAGAAGAUGCAAGAAAGCAUUUGAAUAAUAUCGUCUUUUUUGUAUUCAAUCCAGCCCUUGUCUCCAGCAACUUAGCCAAAACGAUCACAUCUGAAAGCAUGAAAAAAUUGUGGUUCAUGCCUAUCAAUAUUCUCUUCACCUUUAUUAUUGGUUCAAUUCUUGGUUGGGCAGUCAUUCAAAUUACAAGGCCUCCUCAACAUCUACGUGGACUGGUUGUUGGCUGUUGUGCUGCAGGAAACUUGGGUAACAUGCUUCUCAUUAUCAUUCCAGCUGUUUGUAAAGAGAAGGGGAGCCCUUUUGGGGAUCCUGGUAUUUGUCACACAUAUGGAAUGGGCUAUGCUUCGCUUUCGAUGGCGGUAGGGGCGAUUUACCUAUGGUCUUAUGUUUAUAAUAUCGUGAGAAUAUCGUCAAGUAAGAGCUCAAAGGAAGUUGAGAUUAACGAUUCCUCCGCCAGUAGAUCUCCGAGAGAAAGCUCUAUAUCACAACUUGGGACAUCAACAGAAUCACUACUUCCAUCGAAGGCCUUCAAUGGAUCCGAGUCCCCACCUGAACAGCUUGAGCUUCCUUCCACUAGAUUUGAUCACAAAACUCAGAUGCAGCCUGGGACUAAAUUUAAGCAGUACAUGGAGAUUAUUUCAAGAAAGAUCAACCUGAAGAGGUUAUUAGCCCCUUCUACCACUGGAGCGCUUGCAGGUUUUAUAGUUGGACUUAUACCUCAGAUAAGAAAGCUGAUGAUUGGUGAUGUAGCGCCUCUUCAUGUGAUCGAAGAUACAGCUAUUUUACUUGGGGAUGGAGCCAUCCCGCUUCUAACCCUGAUCAUGGGAGGUAACCUUUUGAAGGGUUUGACGGGUUCAGGAAUUCAGAAAUCCCUGCUGGUUGGCAUUAUUGGUGUCAGAUAUAUUGCCCUGCCUCUGAUUGGUAUUGCUGUAGUCAAAGGAGCUAUUCACUUGGGCUUGGUGCAACAUGAUCCUUUAUAUCAAUUUGUUCUUCUACUUCAAUUUGCACUUCCACCAGCAAUGAACAUUGGCACCAUAACACAGUUAUUUGGAGCUGGUGAGAGCGAGUGUUCAGUAAUUAUGUUUUGGGCUUAUGCAUUGGCUUCAGUAUCGCUUACUCUGUGGACUACAUUCUUCAUGUGGCUUGUAGCUUGACUUCAUUUUUAUAUCAGACGUAUUCAAGUUUACAUGGCAUGUCCAGUGUUCUAUUUUGACGAAA
Molecule: messenger RNA, 1932 nt
Organism: Nicotiana tabacum (common tobacco)
Lineage: Eukaryota; Viridiplantae; Streptophyta; Magnoliopsida; Solanales; Solanaceae
Product: protein PIN-LIKES 3
Biological process (GO): endoplasmic reticulum to cytosol auxin transport
Cellular component (GO): membrane
Source: RefSeq, a predicted model, not a curated record